Messenger RNA from Penicillium soppii, 2166 nucleotides. RefSeq names its product Zn(II)2Cys6 transcription factor. The record is from RefSeq and is a predicted model, not a curated record. The transcript is spliced from 3 exons. Gene Ontology annotation, biological process: DNA-templated transcription; regulation of DNA-templated transcription. Lineage: Eukaryota; Fungi; Ascomycota; Eurotiomycetes; Eurotiales; Aspergillaceae. The coding region runs from base 1 to 2166 and encodes 721 amino acids. Gene Ontology annotation, molecular function: DNA-binding transcription factor activity, RNA polymerase II-specific; DNA binding; zinc ion binding.
AUGGAUUCAGUAGCCCAGACUGGGGCAACCCGGUCGUCGGCCCCGCGAGUUCGGCUCACCUGUGAGGCAUGUCGCCAGCGCAAGGUGAAAUGCGAUAAGCUCAGUCCUUGUUCUAGCUGUCAGCGACUUGGCCUCGUAUGUGUUCCUGUGGAGCGGGCCCGUCUACCUCGAGGCCGCACGCGAAAACCCACCGAGCGGAUCAUAAGCUCGGACAAAGAACUAUCCGAGCGGGUAGCGAAACUUGAGAAGCUCCUCAAAAGAGUAGCCAGUGAACGUACUGGUUCUGAGGAGCAGAUGCCAACAUCAGUUUCAUCGGCAGCUCCAGUUUCAACAGCAAGCGAGCUCUGUUCUACCCAACCAAACCAGGAUCAUGAUUGGCAAGAGGACAAACAUGUCACUGGGUCCGGAAACGCCUAUAUGCCAGUCUCAUUUUGGGAGGAUAUUAUACAGCAGACUCAAGAUUUGCGCAGCGUUCUUGACUGCCGUUUAGAAAUUGAAAACAAUGAGUCUAGGGAUUCAACCGCUGUUUUUGGAACAUCAAUUGUGAGCUCAGAAAUACCGGAGAGUGUAUCGAAUCUACCAGCAACAAAAGGGGUGGCUCUUCAACCCCACACUCAACACAAGUUAUGUGACGCUUUUUUCCAUAACGUCGAUCCUCUCUUCAAAAUACUGCAUCGACCUUCAUUGGAAGCGUUUAUUAAAGAAGGCCAGCCGUAUCUCAACUAUGAACAAGGCCACCAGGCGCCAAAUACCCUUGCGUCGGCUGUUUAUCUUGCCGCUGUGUGUACUCUUGACAACACAGAAUGCCAAUCAUUGUUCAAUACGGAUAAAAAGUCCCUUGUCGUGGAAUUCCAAAAGGAGAGUGAAGCUGCGCUUGCCAAGGCUGACUUUGUGACGACUAAUGAUAUCACUGUUUUACAGGCCUAUAUUAUCUCCUUGCUCGCUGCGCGAUCCCAAGGCCAAAGCAGAAGAGUAUGGACUAUGUUGGCCAUGGCCCUUCGAGUGGGCCAGGCAUUGUCACUACAUACGCCCACCCCACCUUUCAAAGUACGCCCGUUCGAACAUGAGAUGCGUAGACGUGCCUGGCUAGGCAUUGGGCUACUUGAUGUAGCGGCCUCUCUCGACAGAGCAUCCGAACCCAUGAUGCAGGCAGCAUGGCUCGACUACCACCCACCGUCAAACAUCAACGAUGAAGACAUUUGGUUUGAAAUGCCGGAACUGCCCCGGCAGCACCCCAAAGGAACAUUCACAGAUAUGACACACACAUUGGUGAUCGCAGCGUCCGCCUCUGUGACUCGCUCCCUCGCGUUUGCGGACUUGAUGGAACCCACAGUGAAGAUCAUUGGCCAGCGAAAACAGAUCGUUAAGGACUUCCAGGACAAGGCCUCCGAUCUUCUAAGCGGAUGCAGACCCGAUCUAUCGGAUUUCCAGUGGUACGCCCAGAAGGCCGCCCGUGCCAUUGGCAGUUGGCUCCAACUAGCAAGUAUUCGCCCAAUGCAGCGCAACAGGAACUUUACACCCCCGAAAGUCCAUGGCGACGCUCUUCUCAAGAUUGCAGCCGAGAACCUCGAGUGGUCACAAGUGGCAUACGACCACCCCGGGGCCGAAGCUUGGCGGUGGUACGGAUCCAUGUGGGUCCCAUGGCAUGUAUUGGCUGUUGCAAUUGCCGAGCUGUGCGUGUGCAAAGACCUGUCCAUCGUGUUAAAGUAUUGGGGUGUCGUAGACACUGCCUACCAGCGAUCUCGGAUCGUCGUCGCAGACUCGCAGGAGGAAAUGCUCUGGAAGCCCAUGGAGAGGCUCAUGUCACAAGCAAUUGUGCGGAAGAACGAGCUUAUUGACUCGGAUGCAUCUCAACAAAAGUUAUCCCAGCAACCUCAGUAUGCCUUCAGCGGCAUGUCUUCGGGUCUGGAUCUGCAUCAACAUCAAGAACAACCAUUUGCAGGGUUCUCACUCGAGUUGGAAGAAGCCAUUAACCAACCGCGCAACAGCCAUAUUGCAGAAGUACCAACUUCCUUUGCACCAGUGCCAUGGACCAAUGUGUGGGAUGCAAUGGAUCUCACCAGCUCCAAUUUACAAGGAAGCUCUGAUGAUAAUGCUUGGUUGAGCUACGAGACCUUCAUGAACAGUGUCUACGACUAUGAGCAUUCCCCUUUCUUGCCACGGUAA